GACAACGAGCCGGAGCCGCUGCGGAACGGCUGCCUCUGCCCGCUUGCUGUCCGUAGGACCUCGGCGGCUCUCGGUAGCUGAGGCCGGCAGCGUUUCUGUGCUAAACGUGGUCUCCUUUCCCCGCCGUCCUCCGGCAAGUCGUGGAGCGAUCGCUUCGGUAAAGGAAAAAGCCGCAGCUUUAGAGCCCGGCGAGAUGCCGGGGCCCGGGGAAGAGCUGCAGAGAGGUUCUGCCGGUUGCGGUUGGGCUUACCCUGGGUGGAAGCGCACGGGCUAUUUAUUUGGUAUCGUUGGCCGUGGGGGAGCUGAAGGGCACGGGGAGAAACGUCGCCUCGGGUUUUCUGGCAACUUGCGGGGGGAAGCGGGAGGCAGCUUUUUUCCGGCCUCUGCAGUGACCGUCAGGGCAGAGGGCUCUCCUCCAGCUACAGCAUCUCUGUUCGUGGAGGUGGUCCUAGGUUGGCAGCCCGUUUGGUUCUGCUGGCAGAGCAAAUACCUCCCUCCCCGAGGAAUGCUGGCCCUGGGACCUCGGCUUCUCUACAGCGAGGAAGAAAUGCAGCGGCCAGGUGGCUGGCCCUGCUCUCUGUGCGUCGGUACCCGACCACCGGCUGACCAGGCUUUUGUGCCAAGCUAGAAAACUGCAGAAACGGCGGCCUUGCUUUUAUGGGGCCUCUUUGUAAGGGAAGCCUGCUCUCCUUUGACUUCAAUGGCCGCUGUCCGAUGAGCGCUAUCUUGGGGCGCUCUCCGUUGCUGGAGACCACAAGGAGGGAGGUUAGUUCUGGAGUGAUUCAGCAACAUGUGGAUAUUCGGGCGCUUUUGAUCCUGACAGUCUCCAGGUGCGCUAGCCUGAUGCAGGUAACUUCUUGUCCCUAGGACAAGGCACAGCUGAAAUGAGCCUCAGAGAGCUACUGCCCCUUUUCAGUAUGGAUGUUCCGGAAGCAUGAGCUGCAUUUAAGGUUGGGAGGAGGGAUGGGACCUCUGCAGCAGAUUUGGGAUGUCUGUGUGCUAGCGUUUUGCACCAGGAGGUGCCGGUUUGUUACAAGUUCACUGUUUUGUGGCUCGCUAACACUUCAAUGUACAAUAGCCUUUUGGUUACGAUCACUACAGCCAAGCAAACAUCUCUGUGGAAUCUCUCCACUCCGCACCCCAGGUUUCUCUCCUGACCCAUGAGCAUCUGCUGGAAAUAGUUUAUCCAGCAUGGCAGUGAGUAAGACUCUUAGGGAUCUUGGGUGUAAAGAUCUGAGUUUCCUUCCUGAGAACUGACUGAUUCAUGAAUCACGGCAAAUAGCAUCUAAGUCGUAGGCGUAAAUAGGCGUAAGUCACCUGCUCUCUUGACGUGACAGUCUAGGAUCCAAAUGGAGUCACUCCUUAGCAUCUUGGGUAGCUAGGAUAGUCCCUUACACUCUCUGUCAGCUAAGGUCAGCUCGGUGAGGAUGGCAACGGAACCUCUUUGCUCUGCCAGCCCACCUGGUGGCCGUCCACUCUUGCCCUCGUCAGCAUCAGUUUGGGUCUCUGUAGAUGGAGUGGCACGUGAAAAUCAAGGCAGGCAGGCUCUGAAGACUGGAGACUGUUCUGGGUUCUGGUCUGGCUUUGCUGCGUUUCAGGCUCGGCAGCUCGAAAACUCGAAGAGGCAUGCUGAAGUCUCAGUGCUGUCUUCUGUAUUUUCUCAGGUGCUGGAGCCUUGCCUCUAAACCCUUAGACAAGCUGGUCUUGGUAAACUUGGUAGUCUUGAGAGGCUUCACCCCUUCCACCUGGCCUGCUAGGAGUGGCUGCAAACCACGCUGCCUUCUCUAAAGGAUGUGACUCCUCAGGGACAGGAAUUUGAGCUCCUUCAGCUGAAAUUCCCGGGGUCUGGGACCCACUGGCCUUGGCAGGCCCCCAGUAUACCAGCAAACUCAAGGCCAUUAUGUCACAUGCUCUUCAUAGCUCAGUUUUCUUGUACGUGGCCUGUGCUGUUGCCUGCAAGAAGAUGUGAGGGAAUUCUCUUAAUUGUUUUCUGGCUUGAAAACAGGCUCCCACUGCUCCACAGCGUGAAGCACUGAGCUUGUUCAGAAGAGGAAAUGCAGAUCUGCUUACGUGGUCCGGGACGUCUACAUUGCCAACCCACGCUACGACUGAAGCCGUCUACUGCUGGAGCUGCUAGGCCACGCCGCAUCAUGUCACGGGGUCAACUUUCCCUUUAGAAGCUCAUGCUGAAUCUCACCAGAUUCGUCGCUCUUGCCUGAUGUCAGGGCAUCGCUGAGCGAUAACGACCCGUUCUGAACUGGCCCACUGCCACCUACUCGAGACACCAUCACCUUGCACGGCGGACAGUGCCGGUGAGAAGGGAAAGCCCACCAUCUACCACCUGCAGCCAUGGAAGGGGGUGUGCAGCUCCUCAACCGCGACGGCCACAGCAUCUCCCACAACUCGAAGCGGCACUAUCACGACGCCUUCGUGUGCAUGAACCGCAUGCGGCAGCGUGGGCUGCUCUGCGACAUUGUGCUCCAUGUGGGCACCAAGGAGAUCAAGGCCCACAAGGUGGUGCUGGCGUCGUGCAGCCCGUACUUCCACGCCAUGUUCACAAAUGAGAUGAGCGAGAGCCGCCAGACCCACGUGACGCUGCACGACAUUGACCCACAGGCCCUGGAGCAGCUGGUGCAAUACGCUUACACGGCUGAGAUUGUGGUGGGCGAGGGGAAUGUGCAGACACUUCUUCCUGCUGCCAGCCUGCUUCAGCUCAAUGGUGUGCGGGACGCUUGCUGCAAGUUCCUACUCAGCCAGCUCGACCCAUCCAACUGCCUGGGGAUCCGGGGUUUUGCUGACACGCACUCCUGCAGCGACCUCCUCAAGUCUGCGCACAAGUACGUCCUCCAACACUUCGUGGAGGUGUCCAAGACAGAGGAGUUCAUGUUGCUGCCUCUUAAACAGGUGCUGGACCUCAUUUCUAGUGACAGCCUCAACGUGCCAUCAGAGGAGGAGGUGUACCGGGCUGUGCUCAGCUGGGUCAAACAUGACGUGGACAGCAGAAGACAGCAUGUCCCCAGGCUUAUGAAGUGCGUGCGGCUGCCCCUGCUGAGCCGGGACUUCCUCAUGAGCAACGUGGACACGGAGCUGCUGGUGCGGCAUCAUUCGGAGUGCAAGGACCUGCUGAUCGAAGCCCUCAAGUACCACCUCAUGCCGGAGCAGAGAGGGGUCCUCAGCAACAGCAGGACGAGGCCGCGGCGCUGCGAGGGUGCCAGCACCGUGCUCUUUGCUGUGGGUGGGGGGAGCCUGUUCGCCAUCCAUGGGGACUGCGAGGCCUACGACACGCGGACGGACCGGUGGCACAUGGUGGCCUCCAUGUCGACUCGCAGGGCCAGAGUGGGCGUUGCUGCCAUUGGGAACAAGCUGUACGCUGUGGGCGGCUACGAUGGGACCUCUGAUUUGGCCACGGUGGAGUCCUACGAUCCUGUCACCAAUUCCUGGCAACCUGAGGUGUCCAUGGGCACCAGGAGGAGCUGCCUGGGUGUAGCAGCACUUCAUGGGCUUCUCUAUGCUGCUGGGGGGUACGAUGGGGCCUCGUGCCUGAACAGCGCAGAGCGGUACGACCCUCUGACAGGCACCUGGACAUCCAUCGCUGCCAUGAGCACCAGGAGACGCUACGUCCGGGUGGCAACGCUAGAAGGCAACCUCUAUGCCGUUGGGGGAUAUGACAGCUCAUCCCACUUAGCCACAGUAGAAAAGUAUGAGCCCCAGAUCAACACCUGGACGCCCAUUGCCAAUAUGCUAAGCCGUCGGAGCAGUGCAGGAGUGGCCGUGCUGGAGGGGAUGCUCUAUGUGGCCGGCGGCAAUGAUGGGACCAGCUGCCUUAACUCUGUCGAGCGCUACAACCCCAAAACCAACACAUGGGAGAGCGUGGCACCCAUGAACAUCCGCAGGAGCACCCACGACCUGGUAGCCAUGGAUGGGUGGCUGUACGCAGUGGGUGGCAACGACGGAAGCUCCAGCCUCAACUCCAUCGAGAAGUACAACCCCCGUACCAACAAGUGGGUAGCAGCCUCGUGCAUGUUCACGCGCCGGAGCAGCGUGGGGGUGGCUGUGCUGGAACUCCUCAACUUCCCGCCCCCCUCCUCGCCCACGCUGUCGGUGUCUUCGACGAGCCUUUGACAAAGAAUCAGGACCUACCUUACCUCAAGGGGACAGGGGUGCCUGGCGGAGCGCUAGGCCAGCAUGGCCCACCCCACGGGGCAGCCGGUCGCUGUAGGAGGAGAGCGAAGGUACCGGCUGCCGCCUCCAGCCCCAGCGCUCCCGCGAACCCCCGGAGCUAUCCCCGCUCUCGGGGCACACAUCGGAUCAGCACGACCACAGCAGUUAGAAAUGUGCUUCCCGGGCGAGCACCCUCCUUCUAGAGUGCGAGGAGAGGGGGUGCUCUCUGCUCCGUUCAGACUCAUCUCACCACUCACCCAAAGGGCGUAUAUUUUCUUUGGGGAGGGGAAACUCUAAACCAUUGCUGCUUCUUGGAUUCAUGUGAUCCAGCCGGUGCCACACGUAAGAGCACAGCCAGCCUUGGAGGCUUUCAGGAGUCCUGUGGGGUGGCAGAGGUGGACAGCACUCCUCUCAAAGGACACGGCUGAAUGUGCAACUGCUCCUCUGAAUGUCACUGUAGCCAAACUCUUUACCAAGCCUAUUGUGCACUGUUAAAGACUCUGAGGCCACUGUAUGGUUCUCAAUGGUGUCUAAUUGAUGCCUUAAAAUACACAAACAAAAGAAGCCCAGCUAAGGGACGGGGCCUGGAGGAGGUGAGGUUUGGAGACACAACUGGAUGCAGCAUCCGGAACCCUCCAGUGUUUCCAUACUCAGCUGGCCCCACCUCAUUCACUAAAAUCCCAGCUGACCAUUGCUCUGGGGAGUCCCCAGCCAGGCAGAUGGGUUGAAUGACCUUGUUUGCAUCCAUGCCAUCGCUGUCCCAGGUUCAAGUGACUGUGCGGCUGCCUGCUCUCUGCACGUGGUCCUGGUUCACAGUUUGGCUGGGAACGGAUGGGCCUGUUUGCUGUUCCCCUCUCUGCAAAGCAGAUUCUGGGUUUACGGAAAGGUAUCGGUUCUUAAACAAGAACAGUCCAGCCUUCUAAAUGAGGAGGAUUGCCUGGUGUUACUUUUUGGGUGUUAAUUUUUUUGCCUUUUUUUAUUUGAAUGCUAAUAUUUUAAUUUUUAAUGACUUCAUAUCCCUUUAUUUUUUACACUAUCCUGGUAUUCCCCAUCCCAUCUGCUUUUAAGGCAGCAGAAGGGAUGCAAUUACUUUUCUCAUUUGUUGAUGAGAUGAUGACUGUGUCCUGGAAGACGUUCUCUAUAGAUGUGUGGGUGUGUGUGCAUGUGUGAGAUACCGUACGUACAGCGAAAACAGCGUGGAAGGGACCAUUUGCAAUUAGCAACUCCCUGGCAAUUAAGCAACCACUUUAAUUAACUAAAGGUUGAAUAAAUGAGUACUGUAAGUCACAGGCCUGUCCUAGACCCACCUGUGCCAUGGAACCUCUUGGGUGGUGUUCUCAAUGGGUGUGCUGUAGGGUGUGUGUGUGAGCCUUGAACAGAGACAUAUUAUCAGGUGUUCUCCACGUUGUAGAGGAAUGACUCAACCACUGGUACCUCAAUAGUGUUCAAAUGUAGCAUUGGAAAUAUGGUCUAACUGUUUGUUUCGAACUAAUUCCUUAUCCUUUUUUUCCCCGUUCCUUCUCAUUUCUCAUUUACAGAGUUCGGAUUUCACUUGUGGUGGUAUUCAUUGGCCUAAAUUUCAACAUGGCUAGGGAUUUCUUCUUUUCUCUUUUCUUUGGGGUGAAAGGAGACUUUGAGAUGAGGCAGGGACUCCCCAACUUAAGACAAUUUUUACGGCAAUCUGAUUUCUCCUGGACAGGUGCCUGCACGUUUUACAAGCCCACUUACAGUGCCUAACGUUGGACACCUGAAAUUACCAGCAGCUUCUGAAAAUCUGGGCUGCUUCUCCCCCCAGCCUCUCCCCAGGGACAGUCUGGGCUUCUCAGGCUGAGGCGGCCGUUUUGGCUUUUAGAACAGACUCUAAAUCUGCUUUUCAUUCCCCUCUCGCUUGCCAAGCCUCUGCCCCAGCCUGUCACAGCUCAGCAGCUCUCCCGUUCCUCUGUAUUGCAGAGGACCCUGCAAAUGUCCAGGCUCUGCUCCUGCAGGUCGCCUCUUGGUCAACGUGGCAGUAGGGCUGCCCUAAGUAGGUCACCUGAAGCUGCUUUGUUGGAAGUAACGACAAAAUCGGUGAAGUCUGCUCUGUUGCGUGCGUGUGCGUGUGCCUACGCGUGAGCGAGGUCUCAAUCCUUUCCAUCCCAUUCCUAUAAGCGACAUCAGGAUUUUAGUCGUCUGCUGAACUCGUACCGACCAGCGCAUUCAAGGUCCCCCUGGCUCUAGGGCCCUCUUUGAGGAAAGAUCAGCCUAAAAACCCCAUGGCCACGUCAGAAGUGAAAGGUGCCGGUGCUGGGCAUUGCAUGGCCCAACGUGCCGAGGUCCUGCCGAGGCCUCUGGGUGAGGAAUGGCGAAAAGGACAGCGGAGCUGAAGGGAGUACUGUACGACAAGGGGGGCCAGAGAGGAACUGCUGAAAGGAGAAACGGGGCUGAUUUCAAACAAGGAACGAGGCGUCGUGGCAGUGGCUCAGCAUCUGGUCCAACUGUGGCUGCUGUAGUCUGAAGGGGGGGGCUGCAGGCAGGCAAAACCGGAGGGGGAGCGAGCAGCGUAGCAGGCUGAGGAGAAUUUUUGUGCCGUGUGCCCUUGGCCCCAGUUGCAAUCUCUAGCAAUUUACAUUACAAAUGGUGUGCGGUGCUGUCCUGCCUCUUGAGGAUCAGGGAAACGGGCAGCGUGGCUCCUGUCACCCACCGGUUGGGUCCUGAGCAAUAUCACCACUGAGCCUGUUCUGCAGAAACCUGGGGAGGAGGGAGGCUUUUUGUGUCUCUGAUGUACUAACUAUGCAGGUGCUCACUGCUUUCCUGUAAAAGAGAAAGAAGGAAGGAAAGGGCAAAAUAGUUCCCCAGCACCUUGCGGGGGUCUGGAGCACCCCGACCCACACUGUGUGGACACGAGGUGUCAGCAUCUGCCCUGGGAGAUCCCAGGGUGGAAUUGCUUCUGGUGCUGCACAUCCCUUGCUGAGGAGGAGGCCUCGGAGGGGAUGCGCGUCUGUGUCUGUCUGUCUGUGUGUAGUACCCUAUCUGAGGGGAGGAGAACUGUCAACUGUGUGUGGCUUCUCUGCCAGUUUUAGUUAGUGGUGUCUCACCCAAAAUGUUAUUCGUGUGAUUUUCCCAUGUGAGCUUUUCCCAGCGGAGGAGCAUCCCCGAGCGGGUGGCUCCAGGCUGUGUGUGUUGAUGUGUUUCGCCCAGGGACCCCGGUGUCAGUCUGCAGUGAGACAGCAAGGCUAGGCUGGAGCCCUCGCCCUGAUACGGGGGGAGAGGUUCGCUUGGCCUUACUGGUAGGCAGACCCGGUCUACUCCAUGUCAAACUGUUGUCACUUUGAUUUCUCUGUAAGUUAUCUGACUUAUUUAUGUGGAACUCUGUUUCUCUGAAUUUUUUGCACUACACGGGAUUGGGGAGGGGAUACAAGCAAUAGAAGCCAACAUGUACAAUAAAGACGUUUUCUUGAAUACUGGA
Molecule: messenger RNA, 7606 nt
Organism: Harpia harpyja (harpy eagle)
Lineage: Eukaryota; Metazoa; Chordata; Aves; Accipitriformes; Accipitridae
Gene: KLHL17
Product: kelch like family member 17
Exons: 13
Coding region: 2350-4122 (590 amino acids)
Molecular function (GO): protein binding
Source: RefSeq, a predicted model, not a curated record